AUUUCUUUCUUCACUGCAUUAACACAGCAACUCACACUCUUUUGAACAACUCUUCCUUCUUCAAGGACCACUCUCGUUUUUGUAACAACCACUUUCAUUAAAGCAUCAUCAUUUUUUCUAACCUUUUUUUUCUUCAAAACUCCCACUAGGACAAUUUCAAAAUGCCUUCUAUCCGAUCCAUCAUCUUCGCUGGCCUUGUCGCUGCCCCCUACGUCGCCGCUAAGUGCUACGACUUCAAGGUCUCCAUGUCCGCCAACAUCAACACUCCCGACCAGCCCGAACCCAAACAGGACGUCCAAGUCCAAGUGCAAGCCUUCGACAGCGCGACGAACGCAGAGCUUUGCAACGGCGGCGUCAUGCACGGCAACACCAGCAUAACCGUGGCCGAGUACGGCUGCAGGAUGUUUGCAGGUAACAUCCCCAAUGUAGAUGUGAACACCAUCCCCGAGAAGUCGAGGAUCGGCUGGAACUGGAGACUUGAGGACCAAGUCAAGCUCAGCUUCUGCCCCGGAGACGAUAUGGCUUCCUGCAUCGACGCCACCCUGGUCGAUGGAGAUCAAUGGGCUUGCGUCAAGAGCCCUAUCUGCGAGGGCAAAGCGAACUGCAUAUCUAAGGAGUGCCAUGGCGGUGUUAUCAAGCGCUGCAACGGAAUUCAAGACGCGUAAGAGCAAGUGGCCAUUUAGGUUCUUGUUCCGUUUCCUAUCCUCUUUUGGCCUUUCCACCCAGCAUCAUCCCCGUGUAGCAUUUACAGCGUAGCAUUUAGACAGGCGUCAGGAA
Molecule: messenger RNA, 777 nt
Organism: Aaosphaeria arxii CBS 175.79
Lineage: Eukaryota; Fungi; Ascomycota; Dothideomycetes; Pleosporales
Exons: 2
Coding region: 162-665 (167 amino acids)
Source: RefSeq, a predicted model, not a curated record